This is a messenger RNA of Helicoverpa zea (corn earworm), 2018 nucleotides long. RefSeq names its product microfibrillar-associated protein 1 (gene Mfap1). Gene Ontology annotation, cellular component: U2-type spliceosomal complex. Gene Ontology annotation, biological process: mRNA splicing, via spliceosome. Gene Ontology annotation, molecular function: RNA binding. Lineage: Eukaryota; Metazoa; Arthropoda; Insecta; Lepidoptera; Noctuidae. The transcript is spliced from 9 exons. The record is from RefSeq and is a predicted model, not a curated record. Bases 196 to 1524 code for a protein of 442 amino acids.
AUGUCGAUGUCAGUUUAAUUUUAAUGUCAAAUCUUGCAGACAGACAUGUUUAUUGUAUUUCCAUUGUGUAUUCUCCUAAGUCCUAGUUUUGUUUAACUUAAAUGCUUGUUUAACUGUGUUUUAAGUAAUCAGCCUUAAUCCUCGUCGAGUCUUCCUACAUUACUCCUCACAAAACUAUUAAGUGCAUAAGCCAAGAUGAACGUGCUACCAGCCCAACCCGUUGGGAUACAGAGCACGGCUGGUGCUGUGCCCAUUCGAAAUGAAAAGGGAGAGAUUUCUAUGCAAAAAGUAAAGGUUCAGAGGUACAUAUCGGGUAAAAAGCCAGAUUAUGCCCAGGGCGCUUCAUCCUCAGAAGAGUCUGACACAGAGGAUUUUAUAGAGCAGCAGAAACCAGAUCGUAGACAGCAGACAUUACCACAAAUCAUCAGCAAGAAAGAAGAACAUCUCAGUGAUUCUGAGAAGGAGGUGGACGAUCCUCGUCUCCGUCGAUUACGUCAAGCAGCAAAGUCCCCACCACGGCGCGCAGAACAUAAACCGGAGAUCAUAGAUGCAGAACCAGAAGUAGAAUCUGAUACCAGUGUAGAGGAAGCCCGGGACUCUUCUGAGAGUGAGGAUGAACUUGAUGAGGAAGAGAUUGAGAGGCGCAGACAGGCUCUCAAAGCAAAGCUUGCGGCCAGGGAAGCUGAGAAGGAGGUUCUUGGAAGGGAUGAUGAUGAGGAAAUGUUGGAUGGAGACAAGGAAGAGAGUGGUUCAUCAGACACAGAGUAUACAGACAGUGAAGAAGAUACAGGCCCGCGCGUCAAACCCGUAUUCGUAAGAGCGUCAGACAGAAUGACUGUGCAAGAGCGAGAGCGUAAAGUUAAGCAGCAAAAGAAAGAAGAAGUAGAAGCCAGGAAAGAAAAAGAGGAAAGGAGAAGGGAAGCUUUGAAACUUGUUGAAGAAACUAUUCGGUCGGAACAAAGGAGUACACAGGGUGAACAAAAAGAAGGCAAUAUAAACGACGUGUGUACUGACGAUGAAAAUGACGAGCUUGAGUACGAAGCGUGGAAGUUGCGUGAAAUGAAGCGCAUCAAACGCGACAAGGAGGAACGAGAAGCUGUCGAAAAGGAGUUGCUUUCAAUCGAGCGUAUGCGUAACAUGACGGAAGAGGAACGUCGCGUGGAACAACGUCUGAACCCCAAACUCGUUACCAACAAAUCCGUGAAGGGCAAAUACAAGUUCCUACAAAAAUACUACCACAGAGGUGCCUUCUACUUGGACAAAGAAGACGAGGUGUUCAAACAAGACUUCUCCGGUCCAACUCUGGACGAUCACUUUGAUAAGACUGUUUUACCUAAGGUGAUGCAAGUAAAGAAAUUCGGCCGUUCAGGUCGGACAAAAUACACUCAUCUCGUUGACCAAGAUACCACAGAGUUCGAUUCAGCCUGGAGCAACGAGGGCGCAGCCGCAAGGCUAGCUAACUUCCGAGGCGGCAUGAAACAAGUCUUCGAUAAGCCUUCCGCUAAGAGGAAGCAUAAUGUGUGAUAAAUGCACUGUCAUGUCAAAAGACUGUAGCCUUUUUUAUAUUUUUUACACAUAUUACAUGAAUUGGUUUGCUUAGGAUUGGUCAUAAUUGGCUAAGAGGAGAUAUGCAUGGAAAAAUCUGACCUUAUCAAUGAAAUCUCACCAUCCAAGCCUUUUCCCAACUAUGUUGGGGUCGGCUUCCAUUUAUCAAUGAAAUCUAUAUCUACAGGGUGGCCCAUCCAUAGGCGUCCAAAAGAAAAAUUUAGAAGCUCUAUGCUAUGGGGUAUCUGAAUCACCCCCAUGUAUAUUCAGCGAUUUUUUGUACUUUAGAAGCUAGAAUUAUUUUUAAUUUUUUUGAUAUACUUCUACAUUUUAUGAACUUCAGAUAGAAUUUUAUGUAAGUUCUAAAAUGUUUAGCCAAACUGCUUUUUUUCAGGUGUUAGCUAUUAUCAUGAUGAUUAAUUAUACAAAAAAGAUAAAAUAAAAUAGAAAAAACAAUGUUGAAAUGAAAAUUA